Phalaenopsis equestris is the source of this 2091-nucleotide messenger RNA. Its product is annotated as IQ domain-containing protein IQM1-like. Bases 360 to 1961 code for a protein of 533 amino acids. The transcript is spliced from 10 exons. The record is from RefSeq and is a predicted model, not a curated record. NCBI's taxonomy places the organism in Eukaryota, Viridiplantae, Streptophyta, Magnoliopsida, Asparagales, Orchidaceae.
CUGAUUUGGAGUUCAGCGGGAACUUCUUCGAAGCUGCCCUCGCUACCCCAUUUCCCGAUCUUCGCUCCUCUCUUUAUUACUCGAUUCCAGGAAACAUGGUGACGUUGAAGAUGAAGCGAAGAAGGUUUGAAACGAGAGAACCUUGACCAUUUCUCCUUUAAAAGGUCCGAAAUACCUCGUGCGAUUUUCAUUCAGUAGUUGUCGUUCUCUCAUAAGCGAAAGCCAGAUCAAGCAUCCAGUUUUUUUUCUUCAAGCAUCCAGUUUUUUUUCUUCAAACUUUCAAAGAAUUGACCAUUGAAUUCUUUGUAAGGAUAAACCUCCUGCUUGAAGGACUUGAUUAAAAUUCUGAUUUUUGGUUAAUGGGUUUAUCUCUGUCCUUACUUUCAUGGGCAUGGUUUGAAUCCAUGAAAUCAAGGAUCUUUGGUCUCAAGGAAGUUGAAGCUGCUUUGGUUAAAUCCCUUAGUUUCGAUGAGAAAUACAUCAAGACAACCUCAAAAUCACCUAGCUUUAAAAAAACUGAUUCAUUGUCAUCAAUGGCUCCUGGCGGCUUGGUCAUAGAGAGAUCAUUAAGCUUAAAAAAUUGGCAGCCUUCAGAGGAAAUAAAACCACAAAAUACUGUCUUUAAAGGCAUGGAGAAUAAAUCUUUGCCAGAAAUAAAUCCAUCAAAUUCAAUUCCUGAAUUUUGUUCCCCACGGCCGCGGAGCGAGCUUGAUGCGGCCGCUGUAAAGCUUCAAAAGGUUUACAAAAGUUAUCGCACAAGAAGAAAUCUUGCCGACUGUGCUGUCGUUGUUGAGGAGCUAUGGUGGAAAGCUUUGGAUUUUGCAUUUUUGAAGCAUAGCUCGGUAUCUUAUUUUAACUUCGAUAAACCUCAAACAGCAGUUUCACGAUGGGCUAGGGCGCGCACGAGAGUUGCCAAGGUUGGAAAAGGUUUGUCUAAAGAUGAGAAGGCUCAAAAAUUGGCAAUACAGCACUGGCUUGAGGCCAUUGAUCCGCGUCAUCGGUAUGGACACAAUCUGCAUCUCUAUUACGAUGUUUGGUUUGCAAGUGAGGGCGCCGAACCAUUUUUCUACUGGUUGGAUGUUGGAGAUGGAAGAGAAAUAAAUCUUGAGAAGUGCCCAAGAACCAAGCUUCAGCAGCAAUGCAUAAAAUAUCUUGGACCAAAAGAGAGGGAGGCUUAUGAAGUCAUUGUGGAGAAUGGAAAGUUUGUAUAUAAACAAAGCGAAGAUUUUGUGAAUACUGAUGAUGAUUCAAAGUGGAUAUUUGUUUUGAGCACGUCAAGGGCACUAUAUGUGGGGAAGAAGAUGAAAGGCACAUUUCAACACUCAAGCUUUUUAGCUGGGGCAGCUAUUACAGCUGCUGGAAGACUGGUUGCCAAAGAUGGAGUUCUCAAGGCUAUAUGGCCAUACAGCGGCCAUUACCUCCCAACUGAAGAAAACUUCAAGGAAUUCAUCAGCUUCCUCCAGGAGAACAAUUUAGACCUCACCGAUGUGAAGAGGUGUUCCGUUGAUGAUGACCAAUUCGAUUCCUUCAAGAUGCCCUGCGAUGAUGAGCCAAUGAAUCAGAAUGUGGCGAAAGUGGAAGCGGUUGCAGGAGAUGCUAGCAUUACUGAAACUGAAGAUUCAGAAAAGGUUACCAACUCUUCAUUACCUGAUGCCAUUGGGAGCGAAGAUAAGGUGGACAAAGCAACAGUGCUCGAAUUCAACCGGCGAAUUUCGUGCAAAUGGAGCACGGGAAAUGGACCAAGAAUCGGAUGCGUGAGGGAUUAUCCUGCUGAUCUGCAGUGCAAGGCACUGGAGCAAGUUAAUCUUUCGCCGAGAACCGUCCCGUUGCCGCCUGGUAAUCGGCUUCCGAUACGAUCUCCUCGGCCAAGCCCCACGAUUCGGCUAUCUCCGAGGUUGUUGAACAUGGGCAUGCCUUCUCCCACGGUGUCUCUAACUCUUCCUAACUUCAAGAAGAACUGAGAUCGAUGACAUUUUUGAGUUGUUUAGGGUUUAGGGCUGCGGGGGAAGCAGAUGAAGAAGGCGAACUGCCUUAUUCUUCUGACUUGAUUUUCUUUUUCAAUUUUUUUUUCAAAUUAUGUUGAUUCCUUGA